UUAUAUCAAUAUUUUUUGCUGCAGCAAUUGUAGUUAUUCCUCAUUUAUAUCUUACAAAGGGAAAGUUUAUAAGUGCGGCAAGAGCAUUAAGAAUCCCUAGAAUAGAAUUUGUACUUUCAGCAAUUUGGGCAGUACUCAUACUAAUAGCGACAUUUUUAUUAACCAUUGAUGCAGCUUUAUUAAGAAAGUGUGAUCCUUUCGAUCAAAAACAUGCAGAAUACAAUCGUGGACCAAAUAAUGAAACUUUUAUCAAAGGGUUACCAAACAUCUGUAGAACUCAACGAGCUGCUAAUGCUUUCGGGUGGCUCGCUCUUACAGCUUGGUUAUGUUCCCUCGUUUUAAUUGCAAAUGAUUGGCGUAAGAAUAGACGUCAACCGGCGACACAAGGUCCGACCAUAUUCCCGGAUAAUAGACCAUCUAAUACAUCAAGUUCAACGUUAGAGCAUAAUCUAUCUGACACAACUACUCAACCAACACAAGAAAAU
Funneliformis mosseae is the source of this 485-nucleotide messenger RNA. The record is from the annotation of a GenBank genome assembly. NCBI's taxonomy places the organism in Eukaryota, Fungi, Glomeromycota, Glomeromycetes, Glomerales, Glomeraceae.